This is a messenger RNA of Dermacentor andersoni, 1254 nucleotides long. NCBI's taxonomy places the organism in Eukaryota, Metazoa, Arthropoda, Arachnida, Ixodida, Ixodidae. The record is from RefSeq and is a predicted model, not a curated record.
AUGGCCGAGCACACCAGCCUCCCAUCUUGCCGGAACCGCAGUGUGCCGGAACCGCAGUGUGCCGGAACCGCAGUGUGCCGGAACCGCAGUGUGCCGGAACCGCAGUGUGCCGGAACCGCAGUGUGCCGGAACCGCAGUGUGCCGGAACCGCAGUGUGCCGGAACCGCAGUGUGCCGGCACCGCAGUGUGCCGGCACCGCAGUGUGCCGGCAUCGCAGUGUGCCGGCAUCGCAGUGUGCCGGCAUCGCAGUGUGCCGGCAUCGCAGUGUGCCGGCAUCGCAGUGUGCCGGCAUCGCAGUGUGCCGGCAUCGCAGUGUGCCGGCAUCGCAGUGUGCCGGCAUCGCAGUGUGCCGGCAUCGCAGUGUGCCGGCAUCGCAGUGUGCCGGCAUCGCAGUGUGCCGGCAUCGCAGUGUGCCGGCAUCGCAGUGUGCCGGCAUCGCAGUGUGCCGGCAUCGCAGUGUGCCGGCAUCGCAGUGUGCCGGCAUCGCAGUGUGCCGGCAUCGCAGUGUGCCGGCAUCGCAGUGUGCCGGCAUCGCAGUGUGCCGGCAUCGCAGUGUGCCGGCAUCGCAGUGUGCCGGCAUCGCAGUGUGCCGGCAUCGCAGUGUGCCGGCAUCGCAGUGUGCCGGCAUCGCAGUGUGCCGGCAUCGCAGUGUGCCGGCAUCGCAGUGUGCCGGCAUCGCAGUGUGCCGGCAUCGCAGUGUGCCGGCAUCGCAGUGUGCCGGCAUCGCAGUGUGCCGGCAUCGCAGUGUGCCGGCAUCGCAGUGUGCCGGCAUCGCAGUGUGCCGGCAUCGCAGUGUGCCGGCAUCGCAGUGUGCCGGCAUCGCAGUGUGCCGGCAUCGCAGUGUGCCGGCAUCGCAGUGUGCCGGCAUCGCAGUGUGCCGGCAUCGCAGUGUGCCGGCAUCGCAGUGUGCCGGCAUCGCAGUGUGCCGGCAUCGCAGUGUGCCGGCAUCGCAGUGUGCCGGCAUCGCAGUGUGCCGGCAUCGCAGUGUGCCGGCAUCGCAGUGUGCCGGCAUCGCAGUGUGCCGGCAUCGCAGUGUGCCGGCAUCGCAGUGUGCCGGCAUCGCAGUGUGCCGGCAUCGCAGUGUGCCGGCAUCGCAGUGUGCCGGCAUCGCAGUGUGCCGGCAUCGCAGUGUGCCGGCAUCGCAGUGUGCCGGCAUCGCAGUGUGCCGGCAUCGCAGUGUGCCGGCAUCGCAGUGUGCCGGCAUCGCAGUGUGUCGGUAUCGCAGUGUGCCGGCCUCGUAGUGUGCCACCAUAG